Molecule: messenger RNA, 535 nt
Organism: Moneuplotes crassus
Lineage: Eukaryota; Ciliophora; Spirotrichea; Euplotida; Euplotidae
Source: the annotation of a GenBank genome assembly
CUUUUCACCCUUAUUUCGAAGACUAAAUUAUUAAGCUCUGUUUGUUCUCAAGAUAUGAAUUCUUACUCUAUCAUUAUAGUUCUGGCAUCCCUUUUCAUGCAUAUAUCCUCAGAGAUCAUUAAAAGUAAGAGAGUGAGGAAUAUAAUGUUAACAAGUUUAACUUUAUACUGAAAAGUUUCCAACUUUAUUUCUUUAAAAGAGAUUAAAAUUUUCACUUCUGGUUCUCUCCAAAGAUUGUCUGAUUCGAGUAUUUAGACAUAUAUUAUCAUAUUUUAGACAGGUAGAAUUUGAAUCUAUCAUCAAAUACAAUUAUCCUGGAUUUAUGAAUGAUGCUUCAGUUAAACCAAGUCUCAUAAAAUAUGGCAUUUAGAAAUAACAUCUGGCUCUCCAGUGAAUUAUUUUAAUAAGCCUCAUCAAAGGUAUCUUUAUGUCUUUAUUUUGGGAAAUCUUGUUAUCUAGAACAAAGAGUUAGAUACUUUCCAUUGCUUUAUUGACUCUUCAAUAUCUGAUAAAUUCUAUUGACUUAUCUGGACCU